Molecule: messenger RNA, 1578 nt
Organism: Lactuca sativa (garden lettuce)
Lineage: Eukaryota; Viridiplantae; Streptophyta; Magnoliopsida; Asterales; Asteraceae
Product: Polymerase/histidinol phosphatase-like protein
Molecular function (GO): 5'-3' DNA exonuclease activity; 5'-3' RNA exonuclease activity
Source: RefSeq, a predicted model, not a curated record
AAAUCUUCCUUGAAUUUAGACGACAGGUAAAUAGUUUUACUACCCGAUUCAGAACCCCUAAAAAGAUUUCCUUUUUUUCUUCUUUCUUUUUCUCUCAAUCUUUCUUCAGUAGAUGAUGGGUACCAACGGUAACAAUAACAACAAUCAUUCCAAGAACAAGAAGAAGAAGAACAACAAGCGUGGUGGAACGAAGAAAAGGAUGACAGUGGAACAAUCUCUUGCUUACAAAUCCGUAAGUGAAUGGGUUUAUUUGGAUACUAUACCUUCGUCGGCGAAUUCCGCAAUCGCCAUCGACGAUGAUUUCAAGGUCAAGUUGGUUCACACCAAGGUUUCUGCUGAAAAAUUGGUGUUUGAAUUGCAUUCGCAUUCGAUUUGUAGCGAUGGAUUCUUGUCCCCUUCGAAACUUGUCGAAAGAGCUCAUCAAUAUGGGGUAAAAGUCCUUUCUCUUACGGAUCAUGAUACAAUGGCCGGAAUCCCUCAAGCCCUAGAAGCAGCCCGACGGGUCGGAAUCAAAAUCAUCCCUGGAGUCGAAAUCAGUACCAUUUUCACCCCAAGAACCGAAUCCGGAUCAGAAGAACCCGUUCAUGUCCUGGCGUAUUACAGCUGCUGCGGACCUGCAAAUUUCCAAAAAGUAGAUGAAUUUCUAGGUAACAUAAGAGAAGGGCGUUACCUUCGUGCAAAGAACAUGAUCUCAAAAUUGAACAAACUCAAGUUACCUCUCCGAUGGGAGAAUGUUGAAAAGAUCGCCGGUGAUGGUGUUGCUCCGGGAAGACUGCAUGUAGCUCGAGCUAUGGUCGAAGCCGGACAUGUUGAAAAUUUGAAACAAGCUUUUAGUCGUUAUCUUUAUGAUGGAGGUCCUGCUUAUUCCACUGGGAGUGAGCCGGAUGCUGAGGUGGCGGUGAAGUUGAUAUGUGAGACGGGUGGGGUGGCGGUUUUGGCUCAUCCAUGGGCGUUGAAGAACCCGGUUGCUAUUAUUAGAAGGUUGAAAGAAGCUGGAUUACAUGGUUUAGAGGUUUAUAGAAGUGAUGGGAAAUUAGCAGCUUUUAAUGAUUUAGCGGAAACAUACAAUCUUCUAAAGCUCGGUGGUUCAGACUACCAUGCAAGGGGUGGCAACAGUGAGUCGGCUCUAGGAAGCGUGAGCCUACCGGUGGUGGCGGUUCAUGAAUUUCUAAAAGUGGCUCGACCGAUUUGGUGUGGUGCGAUCAAGAACACGGUUGACCGAUAUGUCAAUGAUCCAACCGAAUCGAACCUACAACAUAUCUUGAGAUAUGCCAAGAUCAAAUUAGCCAAAAAUGGUGUUACUCUUUUGAAUCAUAAUGUUGAACUCAUUCACGAGUGUCUUUCUCAAUGGUUAACUGAUGAAGAACAAAAGAGUGCUAAUUUUGAAGUGAUUAGAGAUGUUUUAGAGAAUCAAGGGGGAGGAUGUGAUUGUGAAGCUAUUAUAUAGUUUUAGGUAUUAAGUUUUGUUUAUUGAGUUUUUCGAACAAUUUUUUGCUUUUUUGCAUUCAAAAUUUGUGUUUGUUGUUCGGUGUUUUAUGUUGGCUAUUUGAAAAGAAAGAGCAAGCAUUGCUUGAUUAA